Molecule: messenger RNA, 1584 nt
Organism: Aureobasidium namibiae CBS 147.97
Lineage: Eukaryota; Fungi; Ascomycota; Dothideomycetes; Dothideales; Saccotheciaceae
Exons: 5
Biological process (GO): DNA-templated transcription
Molecular function (GO): zinc ion binding; DNA binding
Source: RefSeq, a predicted model, not a curated record
GAGCCGUAUAGAUAUCUACUUGAUUCGCAUUGGUCUUGGAUACAGCCGCUGUUCAAUUUUGUAUACCGGCCAGCUUUUACGCGCGACAUGGUGACUGGAGGCCAGUACUACUCGUCAGCACUGUUCAACGCAAUGCUCUCACACUCCGUACGUUGGUGCAAGACCGAGCCUGGAAUGGAAGAGCUGCUUGCUCCUUUCGACGAAGGAGCCGCUUUUUUCCAAACUGCCGUCACGAAUCUCUUUGAUGACCUCAGAAAUGGACAGAGUAAGGUGCCUACAGUACAAAGUCUGCUGUUGCUCAGUGCUCAAGAAUGUGGCCGUGGAAAUAGGACACAGGCUUGGCUGUACAGUGGCAUGGCUUUCCGUCUGAUCGACGACAUGGGCAUGUGUAUUGAUGGCAGACACUACACUGACUCCACUCAGUUUUCUGUAGAGGAUGUCGAGAUCAGAAAUCGAUUGUUCUGGAGUUGCUAUUUCUGGGAUAAGCUGAUUGCGCUAUACUUCGGACGAGCACCCAUGCUGCAGAACUCACACGUCAGUCCUCCGCGAGUCAUCAUGGAUGACACAGCAGAAAUCGAGACAUGGGUGCCGCAUGGCCUAGCCUCUUCCAACUAUCCUCCCAGACAAGCACAUUCGAUCUCGUGCUUUAUACACAUGUGUGAACUCGCUGAGAUACUAAACCAGGUGCUCAUCCACUUUUACAGUCCGACGUGUGACUUAUCCUCGGCCAGUGCUCUAGCAUGUGCUCUCGAGCAAAGCUCAAAGAUGAGAGCUUGGUGGAGAGAUUUACCCGAGCAUUUGAAGAUCAACGUCGGAGCUCUACCACAACUAGCACCGCCUUCACAUAUCGUCACACUAAACUGCCUCUACCAUACAAUCAACAUCCUCCUCCACCGAACUUUACUCAGACUCAGCAGUUCGAAUCAUGCGUCCGCGAAUACGACAAUCGAUCAGAAUCCAUUGAUCCAAUGCAUAUCCUCCGCAACCUCAAUCAUAGCGCUCUUUGACCUCUUCGUCCGCACUUUUGGCGAUGGGCACGUGGUGUUGAGUCUAGCGUACAGUCUGUACACCGCCACCUCAAUCCUCCUGCUCGAAUUACAGGCAAGCCCGACCAAUCCACAACGAUACACCAUGGAAAGACUAUCCUACUGCUUCUCCGCGCUUGAAAGAGUCAAGAAGACCAAUCCAGUCAUCGCAACAGCAUCAAAGCUCAUCCGCAAAGAAUUAAUGGUCCUGGGUCUAGACAUCCACGCCUUGACCACCGCCUCUCAACCUACUGACCCUUCCUCAUCACGUCCCUUCCACCCUCCCCGUUUCGUGCCUUUAUCCUCAUCUUCACUUCCAUCUCAUUCUGCUAACCUCCCCCUCAAUCUCAAUCAGCAACAAUCAGUGUUGGCGCCAGUAGAAGAAGAAGAACAAAACAUGAUAUUUAUGGAUGCGAGCUAUUUGGACUGCGGUGGUGAUGUGGCCGGAGGUUCGGGCUUGGAUUACGAUCUUUUGGACAUGAGUCCGAGUACGUUCGAGGCGUUUACGCAGGUUGAGCCGCUGAGUACGACGAUGAAUCCCGGCUUUGACUUUUUCUGA